This is a messenger RNA of Pseudophryne corroboree (corroboree frog), 1592 nucleotides long. RefSeq names its product polycomb group ring finger 6 (gene PCGF6). Lineage: Eukaryota; Metazoa; Chordata; Amphibia; Anura; Myobatrachidae. Gene Ontology annotation, biological process: regulation of transcription by RNA polymerase II. Bases 147 to 1046 code for a protein of 299 amino acids. The transcript is spliced from 11 exons. Gene Ontology annotation, cellular component: PRC1 complex. The record is from RefSeq and is a predicted model, not a curated record.
ACUACACUUCCCGGCGGCAAUUUUAAUCCCGGCCGGCGCAUGCGCAGAGAACUGUGAACGGAAAGUCGGAAACUCCGCGCUCUCUCUCUCUCCCCGGGGCCCGGGCUUGUACUGCGAACGGCGGGCGGCCUGCAGGUGCCGGCGGUAUGGAGGAGGCGGAGCUCGGUGACCCGGUGAGGCCCGUGGAUGAGCAGGAGACGGUGACCGUGACAUCCCUGGGCCUCCUGGCCACCGACACCAGCGGGCACAUCCCUGGGGGCAACAAAGUCCCGUGGAACGGGAAUGAGGCGGGGGAGGACAGGCAGACCGGGGGGGACGAGCAUAUGAUUAGUCUCGCUGACCUGAAUCCCUACAUUCUGUGCUCAAUAUGUAAAGGUUACUACAUUGAUGCCACUACCAUAACGGAAUGUCUCCACACAUUUUGUAAGAGUUGUAUAGUGAGGCAUUUUUACUACAGCAACCGAUGUCCUAAGUGCAACAUUGUGGUACAUCAAACACAGCCCCUUUACAAUAUAAGGUUGGACAGACAAUUACAGGACAUAGUGUUCAAAUUAGUUGUCCAUUUGGAAGAACGUGAAAAAAAGCAAUUGUGCGAUUUCUACAGAGAAAGAGGUCUUGAAGUCCCUAAACCUACUGUGCCACAACCAAUCUCCACCUGUCGGGGAAGACCAAGGAAAUUAAUAGGACCUUUGUUCCAUAUCCCACCAGAACUGGAUGUGUCCUUACUUCUGGAGUUCAUGGGGGCUGAAGAAGGUACAGGCAGCUACAAGCCUUUGGAGAAAAAAUUUGUUCGUGUAUCAGGAGACGCAACCAUUGGGCAUGUUGAAAAAUUCUUACGACGAAAAAUGGAACUUGCCACAACUUGUCAGGUGGACAUUAUAUGUGGAGACCACUUGUUGGAGAACUAUCAGACAUUAAGGGACAUUCUGUCUGCAAUUGGGAAAAGUGCACUUCAGGACAAGAUGAAAAAGGUUGUCUGCAGUACAGAGGAUGGUCUGCUGGUUCUUCACUACGGCCUCGUCCUGUCUCAAUUAUCGUUGACUUGAAGUCAUUGGCUGUGAAUAAAGUAGACUGCAGGAACGUCUGUUUCACACCUAGCCUUGCCUCAGUGAAGGAAGCCGUCAGGGAACACCAAGAUUCAGGACGAGAGCGAUGACUGUUCUACCCCAUGUGGUGCCAUCUCUUAGUGGGGUUACUGGCAUCCUCUGCUUGUGUAACCUUUCACAGGUUCUAAUUUCAUAACAGCGGCCUUGUCAUGCCGGUCAGAUAAAACAAUCAGCUUUGUACAUACAAUGUAAAUUAUUGUUACUGGGUCUUUGUAAACCAAAUAUUGAGUUAUAUGAGAGAGUAUAUAAUUUUAUAUUGCAAAAGCAGUUUAAACUGAACUUGGUUGCUGACGGUAGUAUAUAGGAAAGCAUUGGUAAGUUGCAACAUGAUUAUUAAUACAACAUGGAGUCUUUUCAUUACAGAAAUAUAUAUAUUCUGAAAACAGUAUUCUGAUGCAGGUUGAAUAAUGCUACGUAUGGUGUGGACAUGAGUGCACUAUAUAUCCCUGAUCUGUAGAGACAUAAAAUAAAGCUGUUUUCAUCAUA